CUUCCUAGCUCACACACACACACAUACACAGUUGAUAUUUUCACAUCUUGAGCUCUAUAAAUUGUCUUCACAAAUUGCUUAUGCUUUAACUGUUAUUUUCAUCUAUACACACAUACAUAUAUUUACUGAUAAUAGUAAUAAGUAAUAAUGGCUAUGGAAGGUGAGUACAAUUCAUCAACUGAAGGUGGUCUACAAGAACACUCUUCUGCUUCACCUCACAAAUCUCAAUCUCCACCUCCUUCUCAUGACCAUGAGGAGAAUAAAAUAUCUGUCAAGUUCCUUCUAUCAAAUGCUGAAGCUGGUUCAAUUAUUGGAAAGGGCGGCUCGACAAUCAGUGACUUUCAGUCUCGUUCUGGGGCGAGAAUUCAGUUGUCACGCAACAACGAAUUUUUCCCUGGUACCAUGGAUAGGAUUGUAAUGGCGUCUGGGCCAAUUGAUGAUGUACUCAAGGCAGUUGAUCUUAUUCUUAAUAAACUACUAGAUGAGAGUUAUGUUGAAGAUGGUGGUGAUGCUGACCUGCGAUCAAAAGUUAGACUAGUUGUGCCCAACAGCUCUUGUGGUGGAAUUAUUGGGAAGGGAGGAGCUACGAUAAAGUCAUUUAUUGAAGACUCUCGGGCUGGCAUAAAAAUAUUACCUCAGGAUGAAAAUUUUCCAGGACUGCAUGAUAGGUUAGUAGUAGUGAUUGGAACUCUAGGGGAGCAGAUGCGGGCUAUUGAAUUGAUUCUAUAUAAGUUGGCUGAAGACACUCAUUAUAUACAGAACAUGAAUGCUCCUUUUCCCUAUGCAGCAGCUUAUGCUAACAUGAACUAUGGACCACCAAAUGGAGUAAUUGGAGGGAGAUUUCCAAAUAACAGAUAUCAGAACAUGGGCCAGUUUAAUUCUGAAGAUAGGAACAAUUCUGUUACUAUUGGUGUUGCUGAUGAGCGUAUUGGUUUAGUGCUUGGCCGGAACGGAAGGAGUGUAAUGGAGAUAAGUCAGGUAAGUGGAGCUAGAAUAAAGAUAUCAGAUAGGGGUGAUUUCAUGUCCGGUACUUCUGACAGGAAGGUGACUAUUACAGGAUCUCAAAGAGCGAUCAGCAUAGCCGAGUCAAUGAUAUCUAAGAAAGUAGCGACAGUUACUGAGACGCGAGAGGAUGGAUUUUGAUCUCUAAAUAUUUCGUUUGUGAUUUUCGUAAUGGAUAGCUGGAAUUUCUAAUUGCAUAUGGUGAUUUUGGAAGCAGUGCUUGAAUUUUGUUGAGUUUUGAAACCUUUGAAGCAAAAGCUUGAGGCAAUAGAACUAUUGGAAUUGAUUCAAUUGGCUGAAUAUAUGGUCAUUUUAUACAGUUGUAAUGUUUCAGAGGUAACAGAGUUGAGAAUUGUGAUUUUUAUUGGAUUGGUUCUAUGAAUUAUUUUUAUUCCUUUA
Molecule: messenger RNA, 1401 nt
Organism: Lycium ferocissimum
Lineage: Eukaryota; Viridiplantae; Streptophyta; Magnoliopsida; Solanales; Solanaceae
Product: protein BTR1-like
Exons: 8
Coding region: 148-1143 (331 amino acids)
Biological process (GO): regulation of gene expression
Cellular component (GO): cytoplasm; cytosol
Molecular function (GO): mRNA binding
Source: RefSeq, a predicted model, not a curated record